CUUCACGUCGCAUUAGAGAGUGUAUUGCUGGCGUAAUUUUUAAGGAGGGAAAUUUCACUUAUUUCUUACAUGAUAGAUACACAUUAGAGGCAUCUGUCCAAACUGUGAACAUACUUUUUACACUGAGCAGUUGAACUGUCAUCUGACAUGGGAGUAACAUCCUUGCAACCACUUAAGAGAAUGCACAAAGGGCAUCUAAAUUUGCCUAAAUUUGCCACAAAUUUACUUGUGCAAAGUUUAUUGCACCAAGGCAAGGCCCAGCCUGACCCAGCUCUGCCCAGCUCAGCCUGGCCUGUUUUGGUCAAGCAUAUCUGCUUCCAUGUGAUCUAGUCUAGCCAGGUUUUGUCUCUUGACAGUGUCCCAAUAACAUGGAAUGCACUAGUUCAUCAUAGCACACCAGAUAGUACCUGCCUGCUGCAUAAGCUUGUGAUCAGGAUGGAGCAGUAUGUUGGAGCAACAAUAAGCCUGGAUUGUGGUGCAGCUUUGGGACAAUAUCAAGGUGUUGUGUCUGCAAUAAAUAAUGAAGAUCAGACCUUGACUAUCACCAAGCCAUUUAGAAAUGGAGUGCCCUGCACAAUGCAAGAUCUGACCUUUAGUGUCCAAGAUGUAAGAAAACUGGAGAUCAUCAACUUGAUUCCUGAUCCUAAAGUUGUUCAAAAGUCAAGUGUGCCCCUCAUCCAAAAGAAGUCAAGGAAUAUUGGCGAGCAGAUGAAGUCUCAGCUUACUGGCGAAGCUCGAAGCUCACCAAGAAAAGCUUUCCAAGCGCCAAAAAAGACGGAUCGCGAAGCUACUGGUGCGAAUCAUCCCAAAUCGACACGUGCCCGGCAGCAGGCAAAAAAUGAGCAGUGCUUUUCGACCCCGACUGACAACUUUAAAAAUGAAGAAUUUGACUUCGAAAAAAACUUAGCUCUCUUCGACAAGCAGGCGGUGUUCGAGGAGAUCGACAGCCAGCAGCCGGACGUGGUGCGACUGGUGGACACGAACCGGCGCCGGCCGGCCGAGCGGGUCGAGGCCAAGUACCGACACGACCAGAACGUCAUCCAGGCGGCGCCAGUCCGCUACAACCGCAUCGUAGUGCCGGAGACGCCAGAGGUCGAGUUCGUGACAGACACGGGCCUGGUGGUGCCAUCUGUGACAGUCCGGGCUCGGGACACGCUGCUGCAGACGGCGCAGCGGCACGGUCUGACAAUGGGCCGCCAGCAGGAGAUGCUGGGCCGCGGCUGCACCGAGAUGGCGCUGCAGCUGGUCGGCAGUCACGCCAGGCUGCUGCCUGAGAACGUGCACCAGGCGCCGCGCGUCGUCUGCCUUUGCGGCCCGCACUCGCAGGGAGCGGCAGGUCUGAACGGCGCCCGCCAGCUGACCGGUCACGGCGUGCGGGUGACCGUGCUGCUGCCGGACGUGGCGCUGACGUGUCGCGCGCUCAGCACCGAGCUGCAGCUCUACAAGCUCACCGGCGGCCGGCUGACGCACAGCGUCGCAGAGCUGCCCGAGACGGUGGACCUGAUCGUCUGCUCUCUGGACGACCACGAGCUGUCGUCGCAGCUGGCCUUCCAGCCGUGGCACCGAGCGGCCGUGGCCUGGGCCAACGGUAGCCGCGCGCCGGUGCUGGCGCUGGACCCGCCACCGGCGCCGCCCGGCCGCGCCCAGCUGCCGGCCAUCGACUGCAAGUUUACACUGGGCGCCGUGCUGCCGCUGGGCUACGCGGCGCAGCAGGGCGCCGUCUAUCUCUGCAACCUGAACGUGCCGACGGAGGUGUUCCGCAGCCAGCGCAUUGAGUACGUGUCGCCGUUCGGACCGCGUAUCGUCAUCCCGCUCCACGCCAGAGACGUGGACUGAUAUCCGGGGAUUACAGACCAGCGACGGGAACAGGGACCAUGACAUGACGACCGCAGACAGACUGGCAGAGACGUGGACUGAUCAGUCGGGGAUUACAAACCGGCGUCGGGGACAGGGACCAUGACAUGACGACCGCAGACAGACUGGCAGAGGCGUGGACUGAUCAGUUGGGGAUUACAAACCGGCGUCGGGGACAGGGACCAUGGUAUGACGACCGCAGACAGACUGGCAGAGACGUGGACUGAUCAACCGGGGAUUACAGACCAGCGACAGAACAGGGACCAUGGCAUGACGACCGCAGACAGACUGGCAGAGACGUGGACUGAUCAGUCGGGGAUUACAGAUCAGCGACGUGGACAGGGACCAUGGCUUGGCAACUACAAACGGGCUGGCAGAGACGUGGACAGAUUAGCCAGGGAUUACAGACCAGCGACCAUGGCAUGGCAACCGCAGACGGACAGAGACGGGGACUGGCGUCGAUGUGGCGGCCACGAGUGAGUGAGAGGUGGACGUGUGGCUGACUUGUGGCCAUUUUCGUGACGUGGGACACACUGCUGAUCGGUCGACAUGGUAGUACAGCUGCCACGGGGUGUGAGGAAGGUUGUGAAUGGGGCUUGUGGACGCGGCGCCGAGGACGUGUCGAGGUUGGUCCUGCUUUUGUCCAGACUGACCACGGAUGUGUUUUUUAUUUCCCGGGUGGAUUGGUGCAGCAGGCACGGAGAACAUCCACGGUCCUCCCGUUGGCGUCAUGUUGACAAAAAAGGGAAUGGGCACCGCCGAGUGUGAGUCAAAGAUUGCAAUGCGUGCGUGAGAUUUCAUACAAGUCAUUUUCGCCGAUGGUGGUGAUUUGCACGUGUGUUGUAUCGCUUACUCCUUGGCACAUGUUUUGUACCCCGCUGCUCAAAUAGGGUACUGUAUGUUUAUUUUUUGUCGCGAUUGCUGACGUUGCCCUGCUGGAUGACUUUGUAUGUCGUUAGUUGUUUGAUAGACUUGGUAUUCUAGCGAUAUUUUGCUGCUUUCGUUCGGCUAAUACA
Molecule: messenger RNA, 2870 nt
Organism: Pollicipes pollicipes
Lineage: Eukaryota; Metazoa; Arthropoda; Thecostraca; Pollicipedomorpha; Pollicipedidae
Gene: Edc3
Product: Enhancer of mRNA-decapping protein 3
Exons: 10
Coding region: 436-1836 (466 amino acids)
Biological process (GO): P-body assembly; deadenylation-independent decapping of nuclear-transcribed mRNA
Cellular component (GO): P-body
Molecular function (GO): mRNA binding
Source: RefSeq, a predicted model, not a curated record